This is a messenger RNA of Ascoidea rubescens DSM 1968, 817 nucleotides long. RefSeq names its product Rab family GTPase. The transcript has a single exon. Lineage: Eukaryota; Fungi; Ascomycota; Saccharomycetes; Ascoideales; Ascoideaceae. The record is from RefSeq and is a predicted model, not a curated record. Gene Ontology annotation, molecular function: GTPase activity; GTP binding. Bases 30 to 692 code for a protein of 220 amino acids.
UAAUAAUAAUAAUAAUAAUAAUAAUAAUAAUGUCUGCUCCAAGAUCAUCAAUAGCCUCUGAUACUCCUCGUUUUGCUCAGUUCAAACUAGUAUUAUUAGGUGAAUCCGCUGUUGGUAAAUCCUCCAUAGUUCAUAGAUUCGUUAAAGAUCAGUUUGACGAAUUCAGAGAAUCAACUAUAGGUGCAGCCUUUUUAACUCAAACCGUCUUAUUACCAAAUAAUAUAACCAUCAAAUUCGAGAUUUGGGACACUGCAGGUCAAGAACGUUAUAAAUCUUUAGCACCAAUGUAUUAUAGAAAUGCAAAUUGCGCAAUUAUAGUCUACGAUAUCACUCAAGAAUCCUCCUUAGAAAAGGCAAAACAAUGGGUAAAGGAACUACAACGACAGGCUAAUCAAGAUAUAAUCAUUGCAUUAGCAGGCAAUAAAUUGGAUUUAGCGGAAUCUGAUCCUUCAACGAGAAAAAUUAAAAAAGAAGAUGCUUUCACUUAUUCAAGAGAAGAAAAUUUAUUAUUCUUUGAAGUCAGUGCAAAAACUGGUGAAGGUGUCAAAAAUAUCUUCCAAAGCAUCGCCAAAAAAUUGCCAAUUGAUGAUUUCAAACCUGCUUCAUCCAAUGCUAAUUUGAGAAAUUCAAGACAUAAUCUAGGUGUCGAUUUAUCGAGAUCCUCAAUCAACCAAUCUUCAUGUAAUUGUUAAUUAAUUAAUUAAAAGUUAUAAAUUAUAAGUUAUAAAUAAAUAAACAAAUAAAUAAUGCUUUUUUUUUUCUUUUUUUUUCUUCAUUCUUUUGUUAUUGUUUUUUUUUUGAAUUAUUUUGAAUCAUU